AAUAAAGAUAUUCCAUUAACGCAUAACAUUUUUUUCGUUGUAGAAGAAAUUUUUGCAUCACCAGAGGCAAUUUGGUCAUCUUUUGAUGGUACACACUUUUUGUUCGCCUUAUUUAACGACACAAAUGUUGCAAUGAUGACGUACCCAUGGCUGACGUCUGGAGCUUUAUUUUCUAGGAAAGGCACGGUUUCUGAAAAUUUUUUUCCAGAAACGAAAAUUGUUAGAUAUCCAACUCCGGGAACUGCCAACCCGGAUGUACAGUUAUGGGCUGUUGACAUAACAAAUUUAACCGCUAUACAAAAAUUCAAAAUAAAACCUCCUGCAUCGUUUGACGGACAGGACUAUUACAUCACAUCAGCAGGUUGGAUAUCAGACACAAAUCGCAAAGUAUCAGUAGUCUAUAUGGGACGAUCUCAAAAUUACAGUGUAAUUUCAACGUGUUCUAAAUUUCAAAACUGGAAUUGCUUAGAGGUUCACUCUGAACGUGCUCCGGAAGAUGAAUGGUUAGAUAUCCUGCCUCACCCCGUUUUUUCGUCGGAUGGUAGCAGCUUUUUGUUAUUAACCAGUAUUCAGGAGUACGGACAUUACCAAUUCACACAUAUAAAGCAUAUAUCCAUAUCGCAACGAAAAAUUUCUGUUAUAUCUCAUGGUCGAUAUGAACUGGAGCCCGAGGCCAAUCCAGCGCUCACAGAUGUGAGGUCCAUGAUGGUUCUUGUGCCGGACUGCCAUGUCUACGUUUUGCUCGAUGACAUUUUGCUUCAGCAACGAUUGGCCAACCUCUGA
Messenger RNA from Drosophila biarmipes, 783 nucleotides. RefSeq names its product inactive dipeptidyl peptidase 10-like. Gene Ontology annotation, biological process: proteolysis. Lineage: Eukaryota; Metazoa; Arthropoda; Insecta; Diptera; Drosophilidae. The record is from RefSeq and is a predicted model, not a curated record. Gene Ontology annotation, molecular function: dipeptidyl-peptidase activity. The transcript has 4 exons. Bases 133 to 783 code for a protein of 216 amino acids.